AAAGCUUAUUUAAAUGCCCACUUCUCUCGCUCUCUCUCUCUCUCUUUAAACUCUCUGUAAAUUUCUCUCUCUCUGCAACAAAAUUAAUAUAAAAAGCUUGUAUCUUUGUACCCUUUCGGGAGGGAGGGGGGCGUGAAUUUUUGGCGAGGCCUUCGCAAAGUCUUCUCUUUCACACCUUUCAAGCUCAUGCCCCAUGGAGAUUGAAGAAGAAUCUAGGGUUUGACAGCACACCCAAGUCCAACAAAGGUCCGUUCCUGGCUGCUGUUCCUUUACCUUUUCCUUCCUUUUCUUUCUCUCUUCCCUUUUUUUCUUCGCCUCGAACUGUUUUCGUGCUAAUCUGUAUCUGGCUAUGUCGUGUUCGAUCCAUUUUCGCGAGUCCGGUCGAGUUUGAUCUUCUGCGUGUUUAUUUGAUUGGGUGUGUAUGUUGAUGUUAUAUCUUGGAUUGAUUGGGAAUCCCUGAAAUUUUAAUGGCGAUACUGGGUGUCGGUGUUUGUUUCAUCAAUUCGGGCUUAGGAUUCGAGGAUCAAGGUUUUAGAAGUUACUGAUUUUGAAGUCCUUUUUAUGUGCCGCUUCGGUUCUGGGAAUUAGGGUUUGGUUUCUGGUUGGAUUUGGGGGGUUCAGAUGGAGGAGGUUGAAGAAGCUAACAGAUUAGCAGUAGAAUGUGGGAACAGAGUUCUGAGGCUGUUAUCGCAGCCCCAAGAUCAGAUGCAGCAUAGAAAUUUAAUGGUGGAAACGAGGAAGACAGUGGCUGGUUUCCGGAGAGUUGUUUCUCUUCUCAAUGCUGGGCAAGGUCAUGCCAGAGUGAGAAAGCCCAAGAAAAUUCAGACCCCUUUCCCGCCGAACAUCCUGCUUGAUUCCCCUUUAGGCAAAACAGAGCAUCUUCCUAAACCUAUUCAGCUUUUACAGAGUAAUUUUCUUGAGAAACCUAUUCAAGAGAUUGGUUCAUCGCUCGUUAGCAAUUCUCUUACAUUGGGAAAUCCUUCGUUGGAGAUGACUUUGAGCGAGAAAAACCCCCUUCAACUUGCUCAGCAAACGCCGUCGAGCAGCUUCCAUCACUUCCUCCAGCAGCAGCACUGGCAAAGGAUCCAGGCUGAACAGAUGAAGCAGCAGGAAAUGAGGUUUCGUAGGAGUAACAGCGGGAUUAAUCUGAACUUUGACAGCUCCAUAUGUACACCCACCAUGUCGUCUACAAGGUCUUUUAUCUCUUCAUUGAGUAUAGAUGGGAGUGUUGCCAACAUGGAGGGGAAUGCCUUCCAUUUAAUUGGAGCAGCUGGCUCCUCGGAUCAGAAUUCUCACCAACAUAAGAGAAGGUGCUCUGGAAAGGGGGACGAUGGGAGUGUGAAGUGCGGGAGUAGUGGUAGAUGCCACUGCUCAAAGAAGAGGAAACACAGGGUGAAGAGAACGAUAACAGUUCCUGCUAUCAGUAACAAGCUUGCAGAUAUCCCUCCCGAUGAGUAUUCAUGGAGGAAGUAUGGACAGAAGCCGAUCAAGGGUUCUCCUCAUCCUAGGGGAUAUUACAAGUGUAGCAGCAUGAGAGGCUGCCCGGCAAGGAAGCAUGUGGAAAGGUGCUUGGAGGACUCAUCAAUGCUUUUAGUAACUUAUGAAGGAGACCAUAAUCACCCCAGACUACCGUCACAACCACUGAGCACAUGAGAACCCUAACAGGUGGCAUCGCAAGGAUCGCUUCUUCAAGUUCAUGGCGUUCAAUCCGACAACAUUGAAUUUAUGAUUAUGAUUAGCCCAAACUGCUCGUGUACAUAACUCAUCGUGGUUUAAGCUCAAGGUCCUUGCGGAGGAGCAAAUUUCCGGCCCUGACGCCUGGCUGGCUGGCUCUUUUUAUGGGCCUUCUGGAUGUAAGGCAAUGAGACAAUGGAGUCCAGGAUCCAUACAGAAGAUUCUGUCAAUUGGGGCUUUCUGUUUGUGAGAAAAAUCCUUAACCUGUCUCUCUCUCUCUCUCUCUCCAGAAAAAAAAAAAAAAAAAAAAAACUGGUUAAUGUAGGACUUUUGCAUCAAUGCAGUUCCUUAGUUUGGGAAAUUUUUGUUUUGGUUGACUAGAAUAUGUCCUCCUAGGUUUUGUAGCUGGCUGUCAAUUCUGAAUUCUAUCAUUUGGUGGUGAAGUUAGAUUGUUAAUUCUCUCUA
Messenger RNA from Diospyros lotus (date-plum), 2139 nucleotides. RefSeq names its product probable WRKY transcription factor 21. Gene Ontology annotation, biological process: regulation of DNA-templated transcription. The record is from RefSeq and is a predicted model, not a curated record. Gene Ontology annotation, molecular function: sequence-specific DNA binding; DNA-binding transcription factor activity. The coding region runs from base 622 to 1653 and encodes 343 amino acids. Lineage: Eukaryota; Viridiplantae; Streptophyta; Magnoliopsida; Ericales; Ebenaceae. The transcript has 3 exons.